AUGUGCACAAAACCGUCGACCGCUUUCGAUCUGUUGAGUGCCACUAUCCAAUCGUUGAAUGAGGCCCUAAAUAAUGGCAACUUGACCUCCGAGAUCUUAGUCGAAGCCUGUCUAGCACGGAUCGAACUGUAUGAUAAAGCUGGUCCAUAUAUUAAUGCACUCAUCACUGUCAAUCCUGAUUGUAUAGCACAGGCACGAGAACGUGAUGCACAACGGCACACGGCUUCUUUUCAAGAUAAUCCAUUAUAUGGGAUUCCUUUCGUCGUAAAAGACAACUAUGAUACAGCUGGACUUGUUACUACUGGUGGUUCGAUCAUUCUAAACAAUUCAGUUCCACAGGUGAACGCUUUUGUCAUACAGAAACUGUUAGAUAGAGGUGCAAUUCUCUUGGGAAAAGCCAACAUGUCCGAACUUGGAUUAUCCUACGGACGUUCUGGAUAUAGCUCAGCAGGCGGUCUGACGUUAAAUCCUUAUAAUUUGAAACGAAAUGUGUCAGGUUCGAGUGGCGGUUCUGCUGCUGCUGUGGCCGCACGUUUUUCUCCAUUUUCAUUGGGAACGGAUACCUGUGGUUCAAUCCUUUCGCCAGCAAGUGUAACUGGUUUGGUGGGUAUACGGCCCACUUUGGGGCUUACUAGUCGUACCGGAGUGAUUCUAUUGUCCUUGAGCUUCGAUACGACUGGUCCAAUGGCGUUUAAUGUGAGAGACGCAGCGCUUGUUCUUGAUGCAUUAGUCGGCAAGGAUACAUCCGAUGCGGCAACACAAGAUCAACCAGACCAUAUUGUGUCGUAUGCUGCGCAUCUAGAUGUUAAAGUAUUACAAGGUGCGCGUAUCGGUGUAGUACUUAAUUUUCGUGGAGGAAAUCCAGAUGUCGAUCGGGUUCAUGACGAAAGUGUAGAAUGUUUGAAAACUAAUGGGGCACAAAUGAUCCCAAUACAAUUACCACAGAUUUAUGAGCGUCUAUGGCAAGAAGUUCUAGAGCCUGUGUUGGAGGCAGAGUUCAAGGAUCAAUUCGAACGUUAUCUAUCGACUUUGGGUCCGAAACAACCUCAUACUCUGGCUGAGUUCAUUCAACGCAACGAAUCACAACCGAUUAAUCCUGAACGUUUAACCAUGCUUAAAACUAACCUAACGACUCCAUUAUUCAAUUCACCAAAAUACGCACGCAUUUUAUCGGUUGUCAUUCCACAGCUACGAGCAGAUUUACAAUCUAUUAUUAAGUCGCAACAUUUGAAUGCAUUGAUGAUGCCCACCAUCUGUUGUCCAGCUUCGUCUCGGUUCGAUCAGCAACCAGAUCCGACCUAUGUAUGUCAUAUGGAUGAUCCUGAUAUACCGAAGUAUAUUGCUGGCGCGAUGGGCUUUCCACAGAUUACUGUACCAGCGGGUAUUGCUACAGGUGAUCUGCCUGUGGGACAAACUACACAAUUACCUAAUUAUUCUUGUAGUGAAAAUAAUGCUUCUAUUCAGUUUAUAUUGUCUUCAUCAUCUCAUUCAGCAUGGAAUUCAACAUCAAAUUGUUCUUUACAACAAUGCAAUAUAAGCUCGAAUGGUAACAAUAGUUGUCUUUUAUCAUCAACACCUUGUUUUGAUUAUCGAACAAUAAAUAAUAUAAGUUAUUGUGCACCUGGUGUUUUAUGUUCGAUAUUAGAAACAUGUAAUAAUAUUACACAAACAUGUUCAUCAAAUAAUUCAAUAUGUAUCGUUAAUUCAUGUUGCUCACCACAAGCAGUGUGUUUACCAUUCUCAGCAAUACAAAUAUGUGAAAGAGGAUGGUUUUCUACUGGCAAUAUGGCUAAUGCACGAUAUCGACACACAGAAUCUGUAUUAUCAAAUGGGAAAGUAUUAGUUACUGGUGGAUUUAAUGGCACUAGUGCUUUAAAUAAUGCUGAAUUGUAUGAUCCAACAACAGGUACUUGGACGGCUACUGGUAACAUGGCGAAUGCACGAGAUUGGCACACAGCAUCAGUAUUAUUAAAUGGAAAAGUAUUAGUUAAUGGUGGAUUUGGUAUUACUGGUUAUUUAAAUAGUGCUGAAUUGUAUGAUCCACCAACAGGCACUUGGACAAGUACUGGUAACAUGAGUAUUGCUCGAUAUAAGCACACAGCAUCUGUAUUAUCGAAUGGAAAAGUAUUAGUUACUGCUGGAUUCAAUACUAAUAUUGGUUAUUUACAUAGUGCUGAAUUGUAUGAUUUAUCAACAGGAACUUGGACAACUACUAGUAACAUGGCUAAUAAACGACAAGAACACACAGCAUCUGUAUUAUCAAAUGGAAAAGUAUUAGUUAUUAGUGGGUACAAUGGCACUAGUGCUUUAGGUAGUGCAGAACUAUAUUAA
Adineta steineri is the source of this 2331-nucleotide messenger RNA. The record is from the annotation of a GenBank genome assembly. Lineage: Eukaryota; Metazoa; Rotifera; Eurotatoria; Adinetida; Adinetidae.